CUACAAUCCAUUGAGUCAGUGCAGUUGCUCUCAGCUAAGUGAAUAGUGAGUUUCAAAUACUUGCCGUGCUUAAUAUUCACGUGGUGAACACAAGUUUGAUAAUACGCGGUGCUUAAGUUUCAUAUUUCGCAAAUUGCUUGACAUAUGGAAGUUAAUUAAAUUCAUUUUACAAGCCAAUAUUCAGAAUGGAGAGAAGAAAAGUUUCAGAAGUGAAGGAGACUGAUUACGGCUCAGUACAGUUAAAGGAAGAAGAAGAGUCAACAUGGUGUUUUUGGAGAAAGCGAAGAUAUAUUGUUGCAGUGCUUGCAUUUCUGGGUUUCUUUGUUUCGUACAUAUUACGUGUGAAUUUAAGUGUUGCUAUUGUGGCUAUGACUGAAAAUAGAACUAUAAAAAAUGAUGAUGGUGAAAUUAUUGGAUACCAUCAAGAAUUUGAUUGGGAUAGAAGGCUUCAAGGUCUCAUCCUGAGUUCGUUUUUUUAUGGAUACAUUAGUACUCAAUUAUUAGGUGGCUGGUUGGGAGCACGUGUUGGAGGAAAACGUGUAUUUGGACUAGGAAUUGCUGUUACUGCACUUUUUACCAUAGUGACCCCACAAAUAACAAGAUCUAGCGUUUAUUUACUUGUAGCCGUUAGAAUAAUUGAAGGAAUUUUUGAGGGCGUUACUUACCCUUGCAUUCAUGCAGUAUGGGCAAAUUGGGCACCACCAUUGGAAAGGUCAAAACUUGCUACAUUAGCUUUUUCUGGCAGUUUUGUUGGAACUGUUUUUGCAAUGCCUGUUUGCGGAAUCAUGGCAGAACGAUUUGGUUGGGAAAGUAUUUUCUAUGUUUUUGGAGGAAUUGGAAUGAUUUGGUUCGUUUGUUGGUGGAUUAUUGUUAAAGAUAGACCUGAAGAUGAUCCCUUUAUUUCUCAAGGGGAACUAACAUAUAUCAAGCUUUCACUUGGCAACGUUGAACGAAGAAAAAUUGUCCAUCCUUGGAAAUCAAUGCUGACAUCUGCACCUGUUUGGGCUAUUGUUUCUGCUCAUUUUAGUGAAAAUUGGGGAUUUUAUACCAUGUUGACACAACUACCUACAUACAUGAAUGAUGUUUUAAAAUACAAGUUGGAGAAAGCGGGAUUUAUGUCAGCUCUUCCAUAUUUAGUCAUGGCAAUUGUGCUUCAAUUAUCUGGCCACCUAGCAGAUUAUUUGAGAUCUGAAAAGAUUUUAACUACUACACAAGUACGAAAAACAUUUAAUUGUGGAGCAUUUUUAAGUCAAACAAUGUUUAUGACUGCUGCGGCGUUUGUGACAAAUCCUGUUGGAGCUGUUGCCUGUCUGACAAUAGCUGUCGGACUUGGUGGGUUUGCUUGGUCAGGAUUUAGUGUUAACCAUUUAGAUAUUGCUCCUCAGCACGCAAGCGUUCUAAUGGGAAUAGGCAAUACAAUUGCCACUUUGCCCGGUAUCGUCAGUCCAAUUAUUACUGGAUUUAUUGUACAAGAGAAGACUGCCUCGGAAUGGAGAGUUGUAUUUAUUAUCUCAGGAUUAAUUUAUCUGAUAGGAGCUACUAUUUACGGAAUUUUUGCUUCUGGUGAAAAACAACCUUGGGCCGAUAACAGUAAGAAGGAAAAAGUUUCGGCUUAUGAAAAUACUGCUAUGGAAAUAGAAACUUUUUAACAAUCAGAAUUAAACAUUUUCAAUUCAUCAUCUUACUUUUCUCACUUUUCCACGUUUGUGUUCAAUUAGAUUUAGUCCUUAUUUUUUAUAAUUGACAAAAAUAAUGUAAAUGAAAAGUUAACAAUUGUUUCUGUGAUUCCGAGAAUUAUGUGUAUGCAGGAUAGAUUUAGAAACCAAUUAGGGUCAAGUUUAAAUUCUCUUAAUGUAUAAAAAUUUAAACAAUUUACUGGAAAUAUUUAUUUCUUAUUUAAGGUUUGCUAUAAGUUAUUUAACACUCAUACGGUAACUUCUAAAACUUAUAAUUUUGGAACACUGGGUUAGUGUAGCACAGUCCAUUUUAGUUUUCAUAUAUAUAUGGGAUGAAUCUGCACCGUUUACAAGUUAUUUUAAAAUAAAAGUUUGAAAUCUCAGCAAUUGAAUGGCAUAAAUGAGAAAGCCAACAAAAUUAAUUUUGAAGUUUGAUAGUAGUAGUUUAAGGGAAAAAAAACAAAAAAUAAAAUUGAUGAAAAAAAGUACAUCAAAGGUGGGAGGGAAGUCCGUGUAUAUGUGCGCUUACCCCGCUUAUAUAGAAAUGAAGAGCAAUUCAAAAACAGACUGCGUUAGACUAACACAAUAUACCUUCAGAGAAUUAAAACUUCAUGACAAUAAUAUUUGUUAUUUAAACUUAAUAAGUUUAAAAUUAAAAAAAAAUAAUUUGACAAUCACGAAAUCUUAAAAUAUAUUUAAGAACUCGAACAUUUUAAGAAUAAAAAAUUUUAUCAAAUUAAA
This is a messenger RNA of Leptopilina boulardi, 2417 nucleotides long. RefSeq names its product vesicular glutamate transporter 2.2 (gene MFS9). The transcript is spliced from 10 exons. The record is from RefSeq and is a predicted model, not a curated record. Gene Ontology annotation, cellular component: plasma membrane. Gene Ontology annotation, molecular function: transmembrane transporter activity. Gene Ontology annotation, biological process: monoatomic anion transport; transmembrane transport. NCBI's taxonomy places the organism in Eukaryota, Metazoa, Arthropoda, Insecta, Hymenoptera, Figitidae. Bases 186 to 1649 code for a protein of 487 amino acids.